Messenger RNA from Lytechinus variegatus (green sea urchin), 3943 nucleotides. RefSeq names its product oral-facial-digital syndrome 1 protein homolog (gene ofd1). Lineage: Eukaryota; Metazoa; Echinodermata; Echinoidea; Temnopleuroida; Toxopneustidae. Gene Ontology annotation, molecular function: protein binding. The transcript is spliced from 24 exons. The record is from RefSeq and is a predicted model, not a curated record. Gene Ontology annotation, cellular component: centrosome; ciliary basal body. Gene Ontology annotation, biological process: epithelial cilium movement involved in determination of left/right asymmetry. Bases 134 to 3307 code for a protein of 1057 amino acids.
AAGGAUCGGAGAAGACAGUGGAAAAGGCUGGAACAUUUAAAUCUGUUCAACUUUUUGACCCCAAAGUUAGCUAGCCGAGACAGAUCAAAAUUUGUGCAAUUCUAUUACAGAAUAUUGCUGAAGAAUUUGAGUCAUGGAUUCUGAUACACAACCAAUGUCAGCAGGGGAAUUGAAAACAAGGCUCUACCAUACAUUCAGAGAAAGGGGUCUUGUUGAAUCACUUAAGUCCCAGCUACGAACCAAGUUAGUGACAGAACUUCGCCAGAGUGCUGGUUUACAGCAUGUCAAGUUUGCAUCAAGCCCAUCAUCAGUGGUAACGGCUUCCCUGGAUGGUUCCUCAUCACUCAUGCUUAGAGCUGCCAACUCCCUGGUCGUCGACCACCUGAGACGAUGUGGCUAUGAUUACUCUGUCGCUGUCUUUAUGCCAGAAAGUGGUGCUACAGAUGACAAGAUGUUCACAUUACCAGAUUUAUUAGAUCUUCUGAGGAUUGCCCCAAGCUCUCGAUUAUAUAAGAAGUUGGCAGCUGAACUACCAAGUUAUGAUUCAAAAGGAUUUCUUUGGCAAUUAUUGACAGAGCUCAGUGCUAGUCAAGCAAGAAAACAGGAGCAUGUAGGCAUACAGGUUGAUACACACCCAAUACACCAGUCUUCCCUAGAGAGAAAAUUGCAGAGCGUUGAUGAUGUUUACAAUCAGAGAUCAGAAGAGGAUGAAAUUAUAAACAGACAUGCCAUCCAAGAGAAGCUACUCAAACUCAAACGUGAGAUGGAGAUCAGAUCUAGGGAAGAAAUUAAUCGUGAGAUCUCAAGGUUCAAAGAAAGUGCAUUGAAACGUGUUGAAUUGGAGGAAAGAGAGAAAGCUCGUAAAGAAAUAGCAAGUGCUAGAAGAGAGAUUGAGAAUACCUACCAAGCAAAGUCAGAUGCACUUAGGGAAAGAGAACAAUCUACGAUGGAAAGGAUACAAAAACAUCAAGAGUUAGUUGAGAAGGAAACAUAUGCCCAGAGACAGAGCCUUCUUGAAGAGCUUAGGGCUAUUAAACAACGAGAGGCGGAUCUCAGAAGAGAAGCAGAGAUUAACAGAAGGGCUGCAAAGAUGGAAGAAGACAAGAGGAAAGCCUUGGAGGAAAACUUGAAAAUAAGAGAAGCAUCUGUGUCAAACAUAGAAACAACAUAUGAAAAUAAACUCAAGGAAGAGACAAGAAGGUUUGAAUUGGAUUAUGAGGCUAGACUUGCCAAGAGAUUGAAUGAGCUUGAACAGAGAGAAGCCAAAAUCAGAGCUGAACAGAGAAGUAUGGUUGAUGAAAAGGAAACCCUAAAAUCAGUUAAAGAGCAACUACUUGGAAAGACAAAUCAUAUUCUAGAAUUAGAGAAUCUUCUGAAGGAAGCAAAGGGUGAAGCUGCAUCAGCUGCAAAUAGAAGUGAUGCUUUACAUGAGAGAAUGAGAACAAUGAUUGAUUAUCCUACGCUGAAGGAGAACAACACUAUUCUCAAACGAGAUCUGGAACAUGCAAAAAUGCGUAUCGCAGAGCUUGGAAGCGAGUACAAGGGAGAGCAGAAGAGGCAUGAAGAAUUGAUCAAGCAGCUGAGUGAGAGGAUGUCUAGACCGAGCCCAGAACUACAGGCCUUGAGGAAUGAACUGCAGCAGACGAGAGAACAGCUCAGUCAUGAAAAGGCAACGAUACAACACAUGGAGGCACAGUGGAAUGCAAGAUUACAAGAAGAGAUGGACGCAAACAAGGACCUACGUCAUAGGCUAUCAGAACAGACCAAUGAGAUGUCUUCUCUCAUGCGGCAGCUAGCUGAUCUCAAAUUGGCACUUCGUCAGACUCAGACGGCUCUUAACAACAAUAUUUUCCAUGCAGACAGAAGUCGUGGGCUUGCUGUAGACAACACCAAUCACAACACGAUUCUAGGCGAGGACAUCUACAUGGAUACCUCCCUUCAUCGUAACACACUAGGUCCUGAGCUUCUGUUGGCUGAAUCAAACAGAUACCAACUGCCACUGGACGAUUCAAACAGCGGGGAAGAUAGCGAGUCACAGGGUGGAGACUCUAUUGCUUUUAUUGAGCAGACCAAGGCAAGGUUUAGACAGUUGGAGAGAGAAGCAGAGCAUCUGGAACACAACUACCAGGAUCUCCAGCAUAGGAUGAGUGGUAUAGGAGGAUCUUACCAGAGUCCAGGAGCUAAACCAUUGUUUUCCAGACCUACAGAUAUGCAAAUGUCAAGAAUUCCUGAUCAAACUUCACAUCUACCACCAGAUGGCAGCAGACAAGAUUAUGGAGAAUCCGCUCACAGCUCUCAUCAUUCCAACCAUCCCAGAAAACACUCUGGUCCACACAAGUCUAAAUCUAAAAAGGAUAGAUCGAGCGACGAUAGAACAAGACUUCCAUCUAGCACUGGAAGUACGGAGAUGGGUCAAGCUCUUGAUCGGACUGAUAGAAGGAUGUCUGAGAAGCGGACUCGGUCGUCAUCCUCAUCCUCAUCAUCAUCGAUGUCAUUGAAGUUGAAGACUUCAGAUCUUGGAGGUCCUGAUCUGAAAGAUGAUUCCAUGUGGAUGUCACCUGGGGCUACCACAGGUGCAAUAAACGAAGGAAACCUGCCCCACCUCAGUGACCAUUCCAUGCCCCAGGCCUUAAGUGAUGAUGAACAGAAGAGAGAAGAAGAAAAAAGACGUAGAAAAGAGGAAGAAGAAAAGAGGGUUGAAAUGGAGAGAAUUAGAAAGGAAGAGGAGAUGAAGAGACAACAUGAGGAAGAAAAGAUGAGAGAGGAGACCAGGAAAGCUGAGGUUGAUGAGGAUGAGAGGAGGAGAAGGAUUGAGGAAGAAGAAGAGGAGCAGAGAGCAUGGGAAGAGAAGAGAAGAAAGAAGGAGGAGGAGAGGAGACGAAAGGAGCAAGAAGCAAGGGAGAGGGAGCAGAAGAUGCUCAUGGAGCUUCAAAAACAAGAGUCAGCAGGUGCAAGCAAUGGUGUUCAAGAGCCAAAGCAAGAUAAUUCAGCUGGUCUGAAUGACACUUAUGAGUUGGGAGACAGUGGAAAGAAGGAAGAACAAGAAGAAAAGAAAGAGAAAGAGGAGGAGGAUGGUGUAAAGAUUGACCCAGUUAUGCAACGCUACAUGAUGAUGGUGCAACAACGCAAGCAACAGCAGGAUGCUACUCCAGCAACAAAGGAGCCAACAGUGAUAUCAGAUUCUCCAUCAAUCAGUCAUAAAUCAGAAGGAAGUAUAUCAGGAGAAGAGAUGGAAGGAGAGGUAGAAGACCCAGCAAGUGUUGGCAAAGCUUCUGAUAAUGAUGAUGAUCCUUUUGGAGACUGGUAACUGUCACCUCUUCACUUCAUCCAAUGUGACAUCUAGAGAAACAACCUGUAGAGUUGUUUUAUGUUUUGUUAUGUAUUUUAGAACUUUCUUUUUAAUUAACUGGACCAGUACUUGUAUUGAGAUAAGCGGUAGCUUGAAUUGGUGUUGUAUGGAUAGCCAAAUUUGACACAAAUUGCUUGUGAAUUUUGGUGUUUUUGGCCAUGUACCUUAACCAUUAUGUUUGUUAUCUUCGUUCCAAGAAAUUCAAGAAAUAAUUUCCAGAGGCACCCAUUAAUUAAUUUUUGGCAUACAAAGUAUUAAGAAACUGUCUUUAAACAGUCAUUCAGCUCAAUCUCGAGCAAAGUGAGUCUUAUGAAUUUAAUCAAUACACUUGAGUAGAUAGAUUUCUUGCAUUGAGAAAUUGUACACAUGAAACAAUGAUUGAAUCCCUCUUUGUGUCUAUGGAUUUAUAUUUAAAGUGAAAUCCAUCCUUAUGUCAGGUUUUAAGAGAAGCAGAAAAAUUAUAUAAACGAGCUCCAAUUAGGAAGAGGUAUUUUCUUAUCAAAAUAUAUGAAGGUAUAUUUUAUUACUCAACGUUUAUGAUUGUAUUUCUUGCCAGUGAAACAUGCUCCUGUAUGUAACUGGUUCUGCCCAGUC